GCGAUUUUUUUUUUUUUUUAAGCGUUCACUAGGGGGGCCCGUCAUAACAUCUUGCACCUGGGCCCGUCGUUACUACGUUACGCCACUGCUUGGACCCAAUAUCAAAGCAAUCCAAGCUAAACCAUAAACAUUUGAACAGGAAUGGGUGUGGAGGCUCUCUUUGAUAUGAUACUCAUCUCUCCUCCCAGUGAGCACUGUGGCCUGUUCCAUCUCCUAUUCAGGAUAUAGGGGAAUCCCAUAUCCCAAUCCCGCUGCGGCAUAUCUCAGUUCGCACCUGAUGAUCCUCCCCAGUCUACUGUGUGUUUAAUCGAAGAGACAACACUGGGAAGGAGAGCGAGUCUGAAACUGUUCUUCAAACAUGCAUCGGAACAGGAGGACCCUGCUCUCUGUGGACAGCCAACAGUACAUCGCCAGGGCAUCCAGGGGGGAGUUCAGCAUGCUCCGACAUGUAGGCAAACACUGGCAGCUAGUUAUUACAGUCAUGAGUAAACAGUGAUUCUUCCUUCCGCACUUUCCAAAAGCAGCAAGCAGUGAAACGAGGGAGAAGUGCUUCUACGCACCAGAAAGAGGAAAUGACAAAGAAAGUGCAAGAGCACUACAACACUAAGAAAUUCAAUCUGCACAAAGGUCCAGUCACAGUGAUAUGAUCAGAAUGAGACAGAGCCCUAGGAGACCCUUGAUCCUCAAGAGGAGGAAACUGCCUUUUCAAAGAAAUGAACAAGAUGUCCCUCGUGAUGAACCAGAUGGGCUGCGAAGUAAAGACAUUGUGUCUUCUUCCAGUACCCAGUGCUUUCCGGAUGGUAUUCGAAUCAUGGAUCACCCAAGCAUGCCUGACACUCAAGUGGUUGUCAUUCCCAAGAAUGCAGACCUUAAGAGUGUUAUUGGGGCUCUUACUGCCAGAGGGAAGGAGUGUGGUCCUCAAGGGCCAAACAAAUUUAUUCUCCUGAGUGGCAGUGGAAGUCUUGAAGAAGGAGUAGAAUCUCUUUGCCAGUCAUCAUUGGACACGCCUGAGAAAUCAUGUCAGGGUGGCCUGGUCUCUACCUCCAUAUUAGAAGAAUGCACAUUGACAGACUGUCUAGUAGAAAGCAAGUCUCUGACCACCAUUAAACCCUUGAAGAAAGAGCUCGAUGGCAGUGCAUUAGAUGACAGCUUGACCAACAUUCAGUGGCUUGGACGGAUGAGCACAGAUGGUCUUGGACCUGAUCCUUUGAGGAAAGUCUCUAACAAAGAGAACCGUGAAUCUUGUCAGCAACUUCAACAGCCACCAAAAGACACUGAUGUCACUGUCAAAGACCCCCAGUCAGAAAGACCCCCAUACUCGUACAUGGCCAUGAUUCAAUUUGCCAUCAACAGUAAGAAAAGCAGGAGGAUGACACUGAGGGAGAUCUAUACUUGGAUAGAGGACCACUUUCCUUACUUCAGAAAUGUUGCCAAACCAGGCUGGAAGAACUCCAUUCGCCACAACCUGUCUUUACAUGAUAUGUUUGUACGUGAGACUGCUCAAGAUGGCAAGGUCUCUUAUUGGACUAUUCGCCCAGAAGCCAACCGAUGUCUCACAUUGGACCAGGUUUACAAGCCUGUGGUAGACCCCACCACCACCACCCCCUCCUCUCAGACCAUGCAGGUCUGUGACCCACAACAACAGAAACGGGUCACAGAGUUGAAGAAAGUUACAGUGUCUGUAGUACCAGAGAGGAAGAUGAAGCCUCUCCUGCCUCGGACAGACUCCUACUUGGUCCCAAUCCAGCUGCCCCUGGCAUCUCCACUGUUUCUACCCUCAUCAGCACAGCUCUCUCUACCAGCAUUGCAGCAGACCUGUAGCUCAUAUGGUGGAGGGAAGAGGGUCCGUAUCGCCCCAAAGGUGCUGCAGAGUGACGGGCCUUCGUAUAUGAUGUGCAUCGCUCCCCCUGAGGAGGCAGUCAAGGAGGAGCCCCAGAGUAUCCCUCUCAGCAGGGAGCCCGGAGCUAGUGCUCCCACACACAGCACAGGCAGGAGAGAGUCCAGCAGUUCUCGCCGCAAACAGCGCUUGGUCCUGCCCUCCACCGAGGAGCCUGUCCUCCUCUUCCCCGACAGCACUUUCUUCGACUCGGGCCUCGCCUCCGACAACUCCGCCUUCCAGGACACGCGCGACGCCGAGCUGGACCAGCAGCAGCCCAGCGUUGAGCCCAACAGCCCUUACCGGGAGUACACCUUCAAGACCCCCAUCAAGAGCACUCAGCCGGCGUCGUCGUCCACCCCCAGCAAGCCGCCCAUCCUCCCCGAGCCCUGGAGGGUGACACCCCUGGGGAAGGGCGGCCGCAGCGUGCUGGACUUCAGCCCCAUCCGCACCCCCACCGGCCCAGUCCUUACCCCGCAGCGGUAUGACCACACCUCGUUCAGCUUCAGCAGCACACCCUUCAAGGAGCUGCCGCUCUUCAACUCCCCCCGAGAGCUGCUGACCUCGGCCAGGUCCUCCUCUGCCUCCACUCCGGCCUGCUCCCGUGAGCUCCUCCAGAUGGGGGGGGCGACCUUUGCCAACCGCUCCCUAACUGAAGGGCUUGUGCUUGAUACCAUGAACGACAGCCUGAGUAAGAUCCUAGUGGACAUUAGCUUCUCAGGCCUGGAUGAUGACGAGCUGGGUGUGGGCAACAUCAGCUGGUCUCAGCUCAUCCCUGAACUCAAGUGAACCCAUCCCACCUGCCAGCAGACCCUCUAGUCUCUUUUUUUCUGAGCUGCUCACAUAUUAUUUGUGUUUUCAAACCUUAUUUGUACAUACUGGUUUUGAGGUUUACCUGCCUUUUUUGCGAUUAUUCCUACCUUUUUCCUGAUUUAAGGCUUGUCUCACUGCCUAGAUGUACUUACUGUGUUAUAUGUUGUAUGUCUGUUCGUGUUGUAAUGUUAUGCCCACCUGUUUUCUUAACUGCCAUUCCAUUUGGCCCUGAAGGCAGUUGAUCUAAAGGGGCAUUCCACCCUUUUGGACCAUAUCUGUUUUUAUACUAUUACAGCCUACCUUACAUAUCAAACAUGUCUUCUAUUUUACUUUAGGCAGAGCUUCUGUCCUAGUCUAUGGUAAAUUUCAUAAGGGAGUAAGCUUUGUAACUUUGUCAGUGUCAUGCCAAUGACUUAAAGUUUGAGACGGAUAAUCUUUCAUUUUCUAUUCACAACAGAAAACAUGUACAUUCUAGUUAAGGAGUAUCAUCACAUUAUUGAAAUAUGAAUCUUGCUCCCUGAAUGAAAUUUUCCAUUUACCAGUCGGCCUAACCGUGACCGUGAAUGGACUCAUUCACUACAUCUAUUAGUAGGGCUGGAGUGCCCCUUGAAAACCAGCUAAGCAUAACAACAGAGAAUGUAGAUAGAUUGACUUUGAUUUGCACAUUUUGUAAUAUAUAUGUAUCUCGCUGUUAAAAUGUAAGAUUCACAUAUUUUGAUUUAACUCACUGCCAGAGGAGACACUACUAUGCUAACUAUGAAAAAAAAAAAAAACAUGUAUGCUUUAGCUGAAAAUGGAAGAACUGCCUGAUUAAAAAAAGCGAAGGAAAAAAAA
Molecule: messenger RNA, 3523 nt
Organism: Clupea harengus (Atlantic herring)
Lineage: Eukaryota; Metazoa; Chordata; Actinopteri; Clupeiformes; Clupeidae
Gene: foxm1
Product: forkhead box M1
Biological process (GO): regulation of cell population proliferation; regulation of transcription by RNA polymerase II; G2/M transition of mitotic cell cycle
Cellular component (GO): nucleus
Molecular function (GO): RNA polymerase II transcription regulatory region sequence-specific DNA binding; DNA-binding transcription factor activity
Source: RefSeq, a predicted model, not a curated record